GCUGAUGGUGGUAUUGCCUCUGCUGCAGUGGGUCUACUCUGGCCGGGUGCAGGACCAGCCUGUUUCAGCAGGCAGUGGCGACUGCGCGCUGUUUGCCCGCAUGCUUCGGCUGGCCGAAGGAUGGGGACUCCGGGAUGUUGGGGAGCUGCAGGAUCUGGUGCUGGCCAAACGCAGCCGGCGCCGCCGCAGCUCAUUGGCCGAGGACCUCCUUGUGGCAUUGCGCGGCGGGCGCUUGCGCAGCGUGGUUUUCUACUGCCCCACGUUCAAAGACGACGAUGAGGACAUGGGCCUCCCCUUGGACGGCGGUUUGGCCACGUUGCU
This is a messenger RNA of Symbiodinium natans, 321 nucleotides long. The record is from the annotation of a GenBank genome assembly. NCBI's taxonomy places the organism in Eukaryota, Dinophyceae, Suessiales, Symbiodiniaceae.